Aspergillus aculeatinus CBS 121060 is the source of this 2436-nucleotide messenger RNA. Its product is annotated as ATP-binding protein. The record is from RefSeq and is a predicted model, not a curated record. Bases 245 to 2380 code for a protein of 711 amino acids. The transcript is spliced from 5 exons. NCBI's taxonomy places the organism in Eukaryota, Fungi, Ascomycota, Eurotiomycetes, Eurotiales, Aspergillaceae. Gene Ontology annotation, molecular function: ATP binding; ATP hydrolysis activity.
CAAACCAUAUAAGAUUCUUGCGCAGCAUGAAAAGACAAUCCGUGGUGUCCACGCGCAGUUGCGAAGGAAAUUUGGGCCGACCCCCACCGGAGAACCGUCCCCGACCUCGACUUCGAGCCAGAAUCCCGGCAGCUCUCAUCAGUUCCACCAAGGCGGGAGCUCUCGCGACGAGGAAGAAGAGAGGAUGUUGGAAUAAUACGGCUCGGAGCAAGCCUACAAAGAGUUGUGUUGUUUGAUCGACUUUAUGGACCACGAACUGGCUCCCCUCAAGGCACUGGAGAUGGGCUCCGUGAAGAGAAUCUACUACUCAGACCUUUGGCAUAUCUUCAAACCUGGACAAGUAGUGAUAACCAGACAAGAGCCUCUUCAUGCCUAUCGGGUGCUUUAUGUCACUGCCGGUCGCCCAUACUUAUCCCCCCCUGCGUUGGAAAACGAUGAUUCCGGGGAUGGGUAUAAAGUCCCAGCCAAAGAGAGUGACCUUCUUAUUCACUGUUACCAGAUUCAGUUCGAUGGGCAAAGGUUUGGCCCGGUCACUCACACCUUCAACAUCCAACCAUAUUCUGGGCGGCUCAGAGUGAAGAACCUGCCCAUUUAUCCUCUAAAAUUCGUCGAAGAUCCCAAGGUCCUCAAGGAAACUCUGGUAUCCAGUGGUCGGAAAUUCUUACGGGUUUCAAAAGGCACGCAUCUGCAAUACAGGGGACCGAAUCUGCACGAGGGAGAGGAAAUCGACAGCGAAGUCAUUGUGGAUUUCCAGACUGCCAUCUGGGACGACCGCGAUAAAGACCCAGGUUGGAAUUAUAGAGUAGAGUUCGGUGUCAAUCCACCCAAGGGAUCCAACCGAGCCGAAGUUACUUUGGUGUCCGCUGGAGGGUGUCUCCGAGUGGAUUGUUGCGAAAAUGACCGUGUAUACGACGAUCUCGACAUCGACCAUCGCAGGAUGGAGGAUUUCAUAGCCAAGAACAGAUUGCUGACCACGGAUACUCGCUAUCUCGAUGACAACCCGGAGAACGUGCCAGAGGAGGAUCUUAUCCUUUUCCCCAACCGAGUCUUCGCAUUUGUGCUCAAAGAUCGAAAAUGGGCGGUGAUUGAUCUCAACCACGUGGACCUCGAUGCUGGCGCCGAUCAACCGAGGGAUCGUGGAUGGAACUCGUUGGUGUUGCCCCCUGGUCACAAACAGAUGGUCCAUUCGCUUGUCCAAGCGCAUUUCCGUCAUCGUCGUGAGGAAGCACUGGAUCGGAACUCACAAGCGGAUCUUAUCCGAGGGAAGGGCAAGGGACUUAUCAUUCUCCUCCAUGGUGCACCAGGAGUGGGGAAAACGUCAACUGCUGAAUGUGUAGCUGAGCUUUGUAACCUGCCACUGUACCCCAUCACCUGUGGUGACCUGGGAAUCACAGCCACCGACGUGGAAUCUCGCCUGAAGUAUAUAUUCACUCAAGCGCAGAAGUGGAAAUGUGUUCUCCUAUUAGACGAGGCCGAUGUCUUCCUGAGCCAGAGAGAGAACAAUGUGAAGCACAACAGCCUGGUUUCAGUCUUCCUACGUGUCCUCGAGUAUUACCAGGGUAUCCUCUUCCUCACCACGAAUCGCGUUGGCAAGAUCGACGAAGCCUUCCGGUCCCGCGUCCACAUCAGCCUCUACUAUCCCCCGCUCGACAAGCGCUCCACGCAGAAGAUCUUCGCCGAGAACAUGAGCCUGGCCGAGAAGCGCGGCAAGAGCGUGAUCCGGGUCAACCGGGACGAGAUCCGCGACUUCGCCCGGGAGCACUACCGGAACAACGACCCGCAGCGCCGCUGGAACGGCCGCCAGAUCCGCAAUGCCUUCCACAUCGCCAUCGCCAUCGCUGAGGACCGGGCCGCCGAGAAGGAUGCCAAGGCCGCCGCGGAGGGCAAGGAGCGGAGGCAUACCCCGGUCCUCAAGGCCGAAUACUUGAGGCUGGUCGAAGCGGCCUCCACGCGGUUCGAUGACUACCUGCACACCGUCCACGGUAUGGGCCAGCAGGACCUUGCGAAGCAGGGCUCAACCCGCAGGGAUGACUGGGAGGAAGACCGCGACCGACGAGACAAUCGGAAGUAUCAAUCCAGUCGUGCUGCCGACCCCCGGCGGCGAAAGGUAAACGAAUAUUCUGAGACUUCGAUGACGGAAUCCAGCGAGGCAGAGACCCACAAGCAUACUUCCUCCGAGCAGGAUAGCGAUGAUGGUUCAGAGAGAGGGAGAAAAGAGGAAGAGGAGCCUUCCAGCUCAGAUGAAGAACCCUCAUUGCGAGAGUCGCGGAAGCGCUCAGAUCGAAAGAAGGGUUCGCAGACCAAAGAACGUAAGCAUGGGCCAGGGGAGACCCGAAAGGAUAGUACGCGAUCUUCGAGAAAGAAUAAAGACAGUCGCUAGAUGGCUGCUUCGGUGGUCGAUUUAGAAGGAAUGGAUGUGAAGACCUGUACAGACGC